This is a messenger RNA of Daucus carota subsp. sativus, 1817 nucleotides long. RefSeq lists its product as uncharacterized. The coding region runs from base 289 to 1623 and encodes 444 amino acids. The record is from RefSeq and is a predicted model, not a curated record. NCBI's taxonomy places the organism in Eukaryota, Viridiplantae, Streptophyta, Magnoliopsida, Apiales, Apiaceae. The transcript has 6 exons.
ACCCUUUUCUCCAUAUAUUUCUCCUCUCUCCCUGACAGUCUCGCUGGUCUCUCCUGGCAUAAUCUCUCCGGUCAGCGCGUGCACUCUACUCUCUCCUUUUUGUUCACUUGUGCUCACAUAUCACCCUUGACAGUCCCCAUUGUUGCCGGAAUAUUCCUUUUCCGGUAACGCGUAGGGCCAAUUUAACCGCGAAAAAGUUGAUUUCACUGUCAAACCCUCUUGUUUAAGCUAGGGUUUAGUUUCCUGACUCCGGUGAAAUCUCCGCGAGAAUUUCGGCGAGUAAUCACAAUGGCUACAAUUAAAAAAGUAUUUAUCACUGAAGGAGACAUCUCCACCCUCUUAGGAAGGUACUCUGGAACGACAAUAUUUGCAUUACUUCAAGAGGUAGCUCAAGUUCCGGGCAAGAAGUAUGAUUGGAAUGAGCUGGUGAAGAAUUCGAACACCGGAAUAACUAAUGCUAGAGAAUACCAGAUGGUCUGGCGACAUUUGGCUUAUCGUGCGCCGUUGGUUGAAGAACUCGAUGAUCAGGAGGUUGAACCUCUUGAUGAUGACAGUGAUCUGGAUUGUGAAUUGGAAGCUCUGCCAACUGUAACGGCUGAUGCUUCUGCUGAGGCUGCAGCAUGUGUUAAGGUACUGAUUGCUUCUGGUAUGCCAAGUAACUCUACUCUACCAACUGGUUCUACAAUUGAGGCUCCAUUGACUAUAAGCAUACCUAAUAGACAACCAGCUAGAGGUCCUUCAGCAAACUCACAGCCUUCAACAUUUGUGCACGGGACAAGUAUUACAGUUCCAGUUUCUGUUCAGAAACAGCCACUGCCUGCAGUUACACCUGCUACAGCUGCUACACCUGCCACAACUGCUGAAGGAUUGGAAAGUGGAAACCUACCUCCUCGAAGGAAAAGGAAACUAUGGACUGAUGCGGAGGAUUUGGAACUGCUUGCUGCUGUAAAAAAAUGCGGCGAGGGUAACUGGGCAAAUAUAUUAAAAGAGCAAUUAAUGAAAGAAAGAACAGCUUCACAAUUAUCUCAGAGAUGGAAUAUUAUUAAAAAACGCAAGAGAAACUCAAGUUUGCCAGGUGGCGAGGGCAACUCAACUUUAGGAGGCAAGGGUAACUCAAGUUCAGGAGGCGGCGCACAACUCUCUGAGGCUCAACUUGCUGCUCGUCGGGCAAUGUCUUUAGCCCUCAACAUGCCUUUGACAGAUAAGUUGAUGGCUUCUUCCUCCCGUGUUGGCGGGACGUCUAACAUGAAUCAAAAUGAAAAAUCUAAAGCGGAUGGAGCACAACAACGAACUGUUGUACUGGGGCUUUCAUCUCAAUCUUUGGUCAACUCAAAGGCCCAUUCAACAAAGUCCACUGAUGAAAUGGUAAAAGCUACUGCAGUUGCGGCCGGGGCUCGGAUUGGUAAUCCAUGUGAAGCCAUGUUGUUAAAAAACAAUGGAAGCUCAUUACCGAGUAAUGUACACUACAUCCGAACAGGUUUAGCAAGCACUACGCAGUCUACAUCUUCUAGCGCUCUAAAUGAUCCGAGACAAAUUCAGAAACCAGCUGGAGCGACAAAAAAAUUGGAAGGCAUACUACCCAACUCCGUUGAUGGUGGACAAGUACCUGUGGAUAGGGAUUAGAAGAAUUCUAGUGUAGGUGUAGUUGGAGGUGAUAUGAUAGUUUACUUGGAAGUAUAGUCGGACUUGGAUUGAGAAUUCAAGUCUACAUUUGAUAUUGGGACUAUCUAGCAAAGGUAGUUCUUGUAAAGUGGUCAUAUGAAUUGUUGGUUUUUUCAUUUUAUUUUAUAUUUAAGUAGUUGGAGAUUAGACCUUAA